AUGUUGUAUUGUGGAUCCACAGGGGGGCAUUAUAUGAUCAUGACAACGAACAACAAUAGUAAUAAUAAUAAUAACAAUAAUAACAAUAAUAAUAACAAUAAUAACAACAAUAAUAAUAAUAAUAUUAACCAAAAUCAUCAACAUCAACAUCAACAUCACCAUCAUCAACAACAGCAACAACAACAACAACAACAACAACAACAACAACAACAACAACAACAACAACAACAGCAGCAGCAACAACAACAACAACAACAAAAUUACGGAGAGAGUACGACAUCUACUUCUAUGAUUCCACCCUCCAUUACAACUUCAUUAACACCAUUAACACCAACAUUAUCAUCUCAACCACAAAAUAUACAACAACAACAACAACAGCAACAUCAUCACCAACAACAACAUCAUCAUCAUCACCAACAAACUCAACAACAACAACAGCAAAUAUUAUCACCAAUGAUGGGAAGUAAAAGAAAACUAGAGGAGGAUAUGGGUGUUGGACAACCAACAUCCAAUUUAACCAAUGAAUAUUUAAUGAGUAACAAUAAUAGUUUGAAACCAAUAUUGGUGUCAUCACCACUUUUAACACCAUUAUCAGCAUCACCUGGUUUAACUUCGAUGCAAAUGGCAUUUGCAAAUGCAUCGUUAUCAGCACCAUCAACUCCAUUGAGUAUGUCACCUUCAUUGGGGCCGUGCUCAGCACCAAUGUCACCAUCUAAAAAGAGUAAAAACAGCAGAAGUAGCAGUAAGAGUAAAUAUCAAAAUUCAGAGGAGAGAUGGCAAUCUACAACCAGUAAAGACAAUGGUAAACCUUCUAGUCCUGGUAUAGUUAAGGGACCUUGGAAGGAUGAAGAGGAUGCAAAAUUGGUAGAGUUGGUUAAUAAAUGUGGACCAAAGGAAUGGUCUUCAAUAGCAGCUAAAAUACCCGGUAGAAUCGGUAAACAAUGCAGAGAGAGAUGGUUCAAUCAUCUCUCACCAGAGGUUAGAAAAACAAAUUGGACCCCUGAAGAGGAUAAAAUUAUCAUUGAUGCUCACGCUUCGUUGGGUAAUAAAUGGACUGCAAUCUCUAAAAUGUUGGAUGGUAGACCUGCAAAUGCAAUUAAAAAUCAUUGGAAUUCUACCCUACUCAAAAAAAUUGGUGGUGAUUCAAAAUCUUUAAACAAAGAGAAAGAUGAUGACGACGAUGACGAUGAAGAUGCAGAGGAUGGUAGUUCUCCAGUUUUAUCUCCAAUAUCUUUAUAUCAAUCUUCCUCUUCAACAACAACAACUACUACAACUACUACAACAAAUUCUUCUGAAAAAUCAAAUAUUCCACCUUUUGCACUCUCUGGUAGUACAACAACCUCUACAAAUAAUUUAAAUAAUAGUACAAAUAGUACCAAUAGUAUUAAUAAUAAUAAUAACAAUAAUAACAAUAAUAACAAUAGUAGUAAUACCAAUACAGCAAUAACAACCAAUGAACCUUUGGUUGCACCAAAAAUAAUUAGGGCUCAAACAACCCCAAAUUCUUCACCAUCUCUUUCUUCCAAAAAGACACAUGACAAACAAAAAGUGCCACAAUCUCCAAAAAAUUCAAAACAACAACAAACUCAACAACAAACUCAACAACAAACUCAACAACAAUUACAACAACAACAACAACAACAGCAACAACAACAACAACAACAACAACAACAACAACAACAACAACAUAUUCAACAACAACAAAUGCCUGUUAUUUCUCAACAACCUCAUAUUCAACAAUUACCAAUUGAUCAACAAAUUCAAAAUGCACAAUUUCAACAAUUCCAUCUUCAACAACCUUCAAUGCCUUCUUCAACAUCUGUAAAUAUCAUACCAAAUCAAUCUUCAAUGGAACAACAUCAUUAUCAACAACAACAACAAGCCCAACAACAACAACAUCAACAACAACAACAUCAACAACAACAACAACAUCAACAACAACAACAACAACAACAAUAUUUAAUGCAACAACAUCAACAAUAUCAACAACAAUAUCAAUUAAUGCAACAACAUUACCAACAACAACUAUCACAACAACACCACCAACAACAACAUCAUCCACAACAAGCUCAACAACAUCAUCCACAACAAGUUCAACACCAUCAACAACAUAUAAAUACUACACAUAACCAACAUCAACAACAACAACAACAACAACAACAACAACAACAACAACAAACUAAUAAUUCACAAGUCAAUAGUAAUAAUACGGAUACAACAUUCUCAAAUAGUCACCCAAUUGAACCACACGAGGUACCAUACUAUUAUGACUAUUGGGGGUCAUCCACAUCUGGUUCCCAAACAUUGAUUCCUUCUGAUAAUACAACCAAUACUUAUACAAUUGAAAACAAUAACGAUUUUUUACUCUUUGAUGAUAAUCAACAUAGGAUACAACCAUUACAACAACAUCAACAUAUUAAACAAGAACAUGCUCAAAUGAGUCAUUUACCUUAUCAUCCAACUCAACCUAAUAAUUUAAAUACUACAACCACCACAACCAAUAACAAUAACAAUAACAAUAAUAAUAACAAUAACAACAACAACAACAACAAUAUCCCAACUCCAAAUAUGUCAGCUUCUACCACUGGCACUAUAAAUCAUCAUAUUCAUCAAACUCAUCACCAUUUAACUACACCUUUAUCACAAUCAACACCUUCAGUUUCAACAGAUCAAAAUAACUAUAUCAAUUACGAUAUUUCUUCGUUGUUUUCGCUUCCUAAUGAAAUUUAA
Messenger RNA from Dictyostelium discoideum AX4, 2730 nucleotides. RefSeq names its product myb domain-containing protein (gene mybQ). Lineage: Eukaryota; Evosea; Eumycetozoa; Dictyosteliales; Dictyosteliaceae. The transcript has a single exon. Gene Ontology annotation, cellular component: nucleus. The record is from RefSeq and is a predicted model, not a curated record. Bases 1 to 2730 code for a protein of 909 amino acids.